This is a messenger RNA of Anarrhichthys ocellatus (wolf-eel), 1324 nucleotides long. Its product is annotated as caskin-2-like. Gene Ontology annotation, molecular function: protein binding. NCBI's taxonomy places the organism in Eukaryota, Metazoa, Chordata, Actinopteri, Perciformes, Anarhichadidae. Bases 71 to 685 code for a protein of 204 amino acids. The transcript has 5 exons. The record is from RefSeq and is a predicted model, not a curated record.
UUAGUCAGCUGCAUUUAGUGCAGAGAGGGUGCCGGAGCUUCGGUCAGUGUGCAAGUGUCAGAUCUUCAAGAUGCAGCGCAUCUACAUGCACAGCAAUGAGCACUUUGAAGUCUUCACCACUGUCCUUGCUCCUCAAGGGAGGUAUCGAUACAGAGCAGAAGCUGAAACGAUGGUAGUGGUGCACAGCUACAGGCCCCACUGGCCAGAUGAGCUGGAGCUGUCUCUGGGUGACGUCAUCCUGGUGCUGCCCAAGCACGAGGAGGAGAGGUGGUUUGGGCGGCUGCAGGACGGCCAGCAGGGCUACUUCCCCGCCUCCUGUGUGAUGGAGCUGAGCCAGGUGAAUCUUCCUCCAAAGGCCGUACGAAGGAGUUUAUCUCUGAGAAGCUCAGCCUGGGACAACGAUUCAGGAGUACGCAGUAGACAUGGGAAUGGACACAUUCGGCAGGCACUAAGGAGGGGGAGCAGAGGAGCUGGAGGAGGAGGAGGAGGAGUGGUGCUGGAUGGUGGCCAAGGUGAGAACGAGGGCCCCUUCCCGGUGCGGAGGCCCCAGAUCCCUGUGCCACAGCCCGUGGCCUCCCAACCUCAGAUACAUAGAUCCCCGGGCCUGCUCCACAGGAUCUUGUCCAAAUGCCGGAAAAAGAGUGAAUGCCAGGGCGCCACCAACGCGGCCUUCGAGGGCGACUAAGAGGCCCUCCUCUUUGUCCUGGGUGACUGAACUGAGUUCACUUUGGUGGGGCUGCGUUGGGGGAGUAUAUGCGGGUGAACAGAGGAACUUCUGAAAUGUGAAAAGACGGUCUAUAUAUCCUCAUGUGGGCUGGUGCUCAUUUCCAUACCAGGUAUUCUUCACUUGGCUGCAUUACUAGAAGCAAGAGGUUGAAUUGGGAGUGUGCAAACCUAAAUCGGUGAUGUCACAGAUCGUGUUUUGCCCAUCACAUCCGAUGUAUGCCUGGUGUGACAUCACUGAUGGGGGCGUGUCCAAAAGUGCAACAUGUUCGAAUGGGUAGAGAGCUGAGCAGCUGCUGUUUUCUGCCCUAUUUUUCAGCAUGGCAAGAUCAAAUGCAGGCUUUGAAUAUAUAAUAAAUAUAUUAUUACAAUCAUGGCAAACAUAACAUUAAGAGUUAGUGGCAAUCAAUGAAGCAACAAGAUGUUUAACUGAUCAAAUGUAGCCUUUUUCAUGACUUUGAUGCUGUUACUUAAGAGAAAUGUUAUUUCUAUUGUCUGUGCACAUUUUGCUCCAUCAUGCAUGUUUCUUAAAUUCAUCUGUUGAUAUGUAUGUAUUUUGCUGCUUAAUAUGUAAUCAUUUUAUAACCAUAAAACCCAUAAA